Messenger RNA from Polyodon spathula (Mississippi paddlefish), 3353 nucleotides. Its product is annotated as proline-rich protein 5-like. The transcript has 9 exons. The record is from RefSeq and is a predicted model, not a curated record. Gene Ontology annotation, biological process: TORC2 signaling. Lineage: Eukaryota; Metazoa; Chordata; Actinopteri; Acipenseriformes; Polyodontidae. Gene Ontology annotation, cellular component: TORC2 complex. Bases 131 to 1330 code for a protein of 399 amino acids.
CACAAGCCUGCCCUCUCAUUGCAUUUUUAAAGGGCUUGGCACCGAGCAGCUUGAUAGGACAGGCAGAGAACAGGAAGGCAGGUUGGUUUAUUGAACUGUUCAGGCCAGAGAUGAAUCAACCCCCCGGUGCAUGUCAGAACGGUUCAGUCAGGCAGCUAGCUGUGUAAAUCUCCUCAUGGUUUUACACAUGAAACAUGGGCAGGACGCAUAUUGGAAGCGCCUCUCUGUCUGUCUAUGGCUAGAGGUUCCUGAAUCUCCUGGAUGUGGUUUCUGUAGUGUAUCUGCAGUGGAAACCUGCUGGAUCUCACUGUGGAGCUGGCUCUUCAGAUCCCCUUCCCAUCAUCUCCAAGGGUCUCCACACCCCUCUUCCGACCCCACAAUUCCACCCCACAAGAUGGGCUCCUUCCGGCGGCCACGCCCUCGCUUCAUGAGCUCCCCGGUUCUCAGUGACCUCCCUCGAUUCCAUGCUGCCCGCCAGGCCUUGCAGCUUAACAACAGCACAGCGUGGAACAGUGUUCAGACUGCGGUGAUCAAGGUGUUCCAAGGAGGAGGCUUGCAGACCAGUGAGCUGUACACCCUGAACGAGAGCAUCAGGAGGCUGCUGAAGACCGAAUUGGGCUCCUUUAUCUCUGAUUAUUUCCAGAACCAGCUCCUCAGCAAAGGGUUGGUGCACAUCGCAGAGAAGAUCCAGUUGUGCCAGGGUGACAGUUUGGUGUUGAUUCUGUCUGAGACGUGGGACCGAUUCUUCACCGAGAUCCUGCCAACAUUACAGGCCAUCUUCUACCCUGUCCAGGGUCAGGAGCUCACUAUCAGACAGAUGGCCCUGUUGGGUUUCCGGGACCUUGUCCUGCUGAAGCUGCCGUUGGACGAGCUGCUGCCCUGCAUUAAAGAGCAGGCCCUCCCUCCCAUCACACAGAUGCUGCUCAUCCUUCAGGGGAUCCAUGACCCCAGCGGUCCCUGUGAGCAGUACUGCCAGCUGGAGAGGCUGGUGGAAUGUGUCGUGUCUCCGUAUCUGGGGAGCUGCCUGGACAGGAGAGGAGCAUCCUGCCUGCUGGAGGGCCGGAUGUCCAAGUCUCAUCAGAAGGUGGUGGGCCUGAUGCAUUAUGGGCCUGAGAUCGUGAUUACCCAGCAUGCCCCAGACUCUCUGGCACCCCUGGUGGAGCUGGAAGGAGAGGCGUAUCUGGAGAAGCUGGGUGGGGUCCGGAGGCAUACCAUUGCCAACGCACACUCCAACCUCCAGUUCCUUGCUGUCGCCUCCAUGAUGCAUUCUGGGAUGGUGGAGGAGGACAGUCUGACAAACCGACACUGUCAGGGAGCCCCACAUCACUGAGACCCAGGGGGGCUGGUCAUGAUCUCAAUGCAGAGCUCCCCUGAACUGAGCUGCCCAGCACCUGGCUAGAACCUCCCAGGGCCACUGCUGUCCACUCAGUGAUGGGACCAGGUUGGCUCAAACCUUCGUAGGGAAGUUGUGCCUAAAUAAAAUGGUUCAGACCUGGAUUCAUCUACAGGAGAGUUAGUGAGGUGGAGGGUCAGGAUCUCCUGUUUUUGUCUGCAGGGUCAGUACCGGCUCUCAUUCUAUAAAGAGACCCUCGGCUAAACUGGAGAUUGGGGACUGAAAGUGUGAUGCUUCUUCAUGAAAGAAAUGCGCAGCUAGGAGGUGGGUUUGGAACAAAGGGAUUUUAAGAGAACAAAGAUAAAAUUUAAGUGCUGGUCCACUAACUAACACCUUGAAUACUGCAACCCUGCAGUUCUGACAUGGCUGACUUAAUCACACAAGGUAGAGGCCAAUUGUUAUAAAUAAGAAAUAAAAGAAACUAGCAAGAAACAGUUGUGUUGGGUCUGGCUAGUUUUAUACUAUUAUAAUGAUUCCUCAGAUAAUUUGCCUUUGCUUAAUUGUACAAUAGAACCAUUUGGUGAAAGAAACCUGAACUCCUGUCAUUAAGAGCACUGUGAUACAGAGGCUGGCAAAGAUUCUCUGAAAAACAUUUUUUGACAUGUUCAGUAAUUGGAGAGAAGAAUUAUUUCCGAAUAGCUGUGUUUUCAAGAGGGACUUGGAUCCCUUUUGGAAAAUUAAAGAUCUUGACUCAUUCAUCCUGUGAUGAUAGUGACUGGUCAGCAGCAGAUGGAUGGAAGCACUCAAAUUAACCUCCAUUGCCUUCAAUACAGCACACUGGCCCUGCUUUCUGUGAUGGUGGUCUGUGAGUUUACCUGCUUCCCUCAGAGAAAGCAGACUACUCAGGCCUCCGGUUGACAAGGCUACUGUCCUCUGCCUACUACUACCAGCUACCCCAGUCCUGUCCCCACCUCCCUUCUCCAUCCUCCAGACUCUCAGGUAGGACUUCAAUCAGACACAACUUCCCUCCUCCCUGCCUCCCUCUUCCAAACUCCCGGGUAGACUUAAAUCAGACACAACCUCCCUUCUCCCUCUUCCAGAGUCCUGGGUAGGACUUCAAUCAGACACAACCUGCCUCCUCCAGAGUCCUGGGUAGGACUUCAAUCAGACACAUCAAAGACUUUUAACACUGGUGUGUCUAAAAGUUUCCCAACAUUAUGACAGCAGUUUUUUUUCUCCAGCACAACAGUAGUCCUAUUUCAGGAUUCCCAAUAAACUGUCUUUGUGAAGCAGAGUGUCUGUCUCAUGUCUAGCACACUGUAAUGUGAUUUAUUUAUUUAAAAAUAAUUAAUGCAUUAUGGUUUUCAGUUGUAACCUUGGUUAACUCAACAGAUUUUUAAGAUUUGUCUCUGGCUUUGAGAUGUCAAAUACAUCCCUGAUGUCAAGCUGUCAUGAGAACUUUCAGCUCCAUCAAUGGAACUGCCAGAUCCUGAGUGGAGUUGCAAGCAUGGAAAACUUUUCUGUGCUGUUUGCAGAUAUGCUGUUCAGCUGCAACUGUGCACAAUUAACCAACAGCAUCUUUAACAUACUGAAUGUGUGAAUGGAUCAAACAGGGAAGAUAGAUUUCAACUAAGAACAAGAUAAAUACAUUAAGAACAAAUUUAUUAAAUUAAAUCUAUAGAUUUCUAUAGAAAAAGUUAUAUUUUUCUAUAUUUAUACAGAUCUGUAAAACCAGUGAUUAAUGUCAAUAGAUUCUGUAGGAUUUUUCUAAAGGUUUUUAAUGCUAAGUAAGCACUUGAACUAAUAAAAUGAGAUGCAUAUACAUAUUCCUCUCCCAGGACUGUCACUGUACACUGGGAAAUAUUUAAACUCUUUUUUUACAUUAUUUUUUCCAAAUCCAACAGAAGAGGGGUUCUGUUGAACAGGAAUGCCUUCAGCGGGGUAUUGAUUAUCAUGACACAAUCUGCCCUGUGGUUUAACUCCCAGGCCUGCCCUCAGCAAACCUUCAGCUUGGCUUGAU